Messenger RNA from Baudoinia panamericana UAMH 10762, 1242 nucleotides. RefSeq lists its product as uncharacterized. Gene Ontology annotation, molecular function: FAD binding; monooxygenase activity. Lineage: Eukaryota; Fungi; Ascomycota; Dothideomycetes; Mycosphaerellales; Teratosphaeriaceae. The record is from RefSeq and is a predicted model, not a curated record. Gene Ontology annotation, biological process: secondary metabolite biosynthetic process. The transcript has 4 exons. The coding region runs from base 1 to 1242 and encodes 413 amino acids.
AUGGCAGGCUUGGGUGCUGGUCUAGCAAUCCGUGGUGUCGGACAUGAAGUCACCAUAUUGGAGCAAGCGCCUGCAUUUGGCGAAAUCGGCGCAGGUGUGCAAGUUCCUCCCAAUGCGGCACGCGAGCUCAUCCGAUGGGGUCUUUGUGAUAAAAUGGCCGCCAUCGCUUCUACACCCGACCGCAUCAACUAUCGCAGCUGGAAGACUGGUAAGGCGACGGGUUUCAGUAGGCUGAGCAACCAUGAACAAAGAUACGGCGCGCCGUAUUGGCAGGUCUUCCGUCCAGACUACCAUACCAUUUUGCUCGAGGCCGCGAUAGCGGCAGGUGUCAAGCUGAGACCGGGUUGCGUGGUGAGCUCUUAUGAUCCACCAAACGGCGCGGUAGUGCUAGAGUCCGGAGAGAUGGUGAAAGGAGACCUAAUUGUGGCCGCCGAUGGCGUGAAGAGUAUCGCGCGUCACGCUGUUGGUCAGGAGGUUGAACCACACGAGACUGGCGACACUUGUUUCCGGGCAGUCAUACCCGGCGAGAUGUUGCUUGCAGACCCGGAUCUCGCGUCUCUGGUCUCGACGCCUUCAUUUGAGCAAUGGCUCGGUCCUGAUCAUCACAUCAUUGGGUACAACAUGCAAAAGGACAAGAACUUCAAUCUCCUCAUGGUAAUUCCGGACGACGAAAAGAUGAAGGGUUAUAAAGCUCCUGCAACCGGCGAGGAAGUGCGGCAGGCGUUUGCAGGGUGGAGCCAAAUGACGCGUAAGCUCCUUGCCAUGAUUCCAGAAGAUGUCGAGCGGUGGCGGCUCAUCGACCUUCCGCCUGUGCAGAACUGGGUGCAUCCAUCGAAUCGCAUGGUCGUGAUUGGCGAUGCCGCGCACGCAACGCUCCCCUACCUCGCCCAGGGCGCCGCUAUGGCCAUCGAGGACGCAUCUGCGCUAGGAUUCGCCUUGUCGAAGAUCAGCAAGAGAAACAAGGUUGAUCUACCGGCAGCCUUGGCUUUCUUCUGCGCGCUUCGCCGCGAACGAGCACACACCGUCCAGCGCGGCUCUUGGACUAACCGCUUCUUCAUCCAUAUGCGUGACGGUCCGCAGUAUGAGAUGCGAGAGGAUGUUUUUCAGGCAGGGGACUAUCCUGGAAGCCCGAAUCUGAUGGGCAACUCGCUGUUCCAGGACUGGCUGUACGGUUAUGAUGUGCUACAGGAUGCCGAGAAGCAAUGGCAGCGGGCACAUGGAACGGUGUUGGCUAAACUCUGA